AUGGCGCCCCUCAUCAAUCACCUCUACACGGCCGACCCAUCGGCCCACGUCUUCAAUGGCAAAGUCUACAUAUACCCAUCCCAUGACCGCGAGACCGACAUCAAAUUCAACGACAAUGGCGACCAAUAUGACAUGGCCGACUACCAUGUCUUCAGCACAUCAUCGCUCGACCCUCUCGAGCCCGUCGUCGACCACGGCGUUGUCCUGAAGACUGAGGAUGUACCCUGGGUCUCGAAGCAGCUCUGGGCUCCCGACGCCGCUUACAAGAACGGGAAGUACUACCUUUACUUCCCUGCCCGCGACAAGGAGGACAUUUUCCGCAUCGGCGUUGCCGUCUCCGACAAGCCCGAGGGUCCCUUCACCCCGGACCCGGAACCCAUCAAGGGCAGCUACAGCAUCGACCCGGCCAGCUUCGUCGACGAUGACGGGCAGGGCUACCUCUACUUCGGAGGUCUAUGGGGCGGACAGCUACAGUGCUACCAGGAGGGCAACGACGUGUUUGAGAAGCAGUGGUUGGGCCCCCAGGAACCCAGCGGCGAGGGCGUCUACGCACUCGGCCCUCGUGUAGCCAAGCUGACGGGCGACAUGCACCAAUUCGACGGCGAGAUCGAGGAGGUACAGAUUCUCGACCCAGAAACCAACAAGCCUAUCCUGGCCGACGACCACGACCGCCGUUUCUUCGAGGCCGCCUGGCUGCACAAGAGGGACGGCCUGUACUACUUCUCUUACUCGACCGGCGACACCCACUACCUUUGCUACGCCACCAGCGAGAGCCCGCUGGGCCCGUUUACAUAUGGGGGACGAAUCCUCGAGCCGGUCCUGGGUUGGACGACGCACCAUUCCAUUGUCGAGUUUAAGGGCCAGUGGUGGCUGUUUCACCACGAUUGCGAGCUGAGCAAAGGCGUGGAUCACCUUCGGUCCGUCAAGGUGAAGGAAAUCUUUUAUGAUAACGUCGGUAAGAUUGUGACGGAAAAGCCACUGUAG
This is a messenger RNA of Colletotrichum orchidophilum, 984 nucleotides long. Its product is annotated as glycosyl hydrolase family 43. Lineage: Eukaryota; Fungi; Ascomycota; Sordariomycetes; Glomerellales; Glomerellaceae. The transcript has a single exon. Gene Ontology annotation, biological process: carbohydrate metabolic process. Bases 1 to 984 code for a protein of 327 amino acids. The record is from RefSeq and is a predicted model, not a curated record. Gene Ontology annotation, molecular function: hydrolase activity, hydrolyzing O-glycosyl compounds.